GGUAAUUUGAAACCCUAAAUUCUAACUAGUGGAAGCGCCUUCUCUUAUUUCUUCUACCUGCUCAAGAAAGCUGAUGAGAUAAGACCUUCAUUCUUGACAUUUCUGCGACCCUAUCCAUUCUCUUACACGCUUACUUAAUUUUUCUCCAUCAACUCUCAAGUGCUAAUUUCCAGACGGAAUUAAGUGUAGAAUCUUGUAAGAAAAUCCAAAUCCAAAUCGGACCAUAACUAUUGCGGUUGAAGCAAAGCCCAAUCCAAUAAUGGCGUUUUCAGCGACUCAAAUCCAUGUUUUGGGAGCCACCUCCUUUACAUCCUUCACUACAAAACCCUCCUCGUCAAGGCCAAACUCAGUCUUAUUCGGCCAGAAAUUGAACUCUAGUAAAGUCUUUUUGGGAACCCCUAAUUCGGCUUUCUUGAGACACAAUAAAAGUCGUCGGAGUUCCGUCGUAGGUCCGGUGAGGAUUGUAAAUGAGAAGGUGGUAGGAAUUGACCUAGGAACCACAAAUUCGGCAGUUGCCGCCAUGGAAGGAGGGAAGCCUACUAUUGUAACCAACGCAGAAGGGCAGCGAACGACGCCGUCUGUGGUGGCGUAUACCAAAACUGGAGAGAGACUGGUUGGACAGAUUGCGAAGCGUCAAGCCGUGGUGAACCCUGAGAAUACUUUUUUCUCAGUGAAGAGGUUUAUUGGGAGGAAAAUGUCGGAGGUUGAUGAGGAGUCUAAGCAGGUCAGCUACAGAGUAGUUAGGGAUGAAAAUGGUAAUGUUAAACUUGAAUGCCCUGCUAUUGGAAAACAAUUCGCUGCUGAAGAGAUCUCUGCCCAGGUAUUAAGAAAGCUUGUGGACGAUGCAUCAAAAUUUUUGAAUGAUAAAGUAACCAAGGCUGUGGUUACAGUACCUGCUUACUUCAAUGACUCUCAAAGAACAGCAACCAAAGAUGCUGGCCGCAUUGCUGGUUUGGAAGUACUUAGAAUUAUCAAUGAGCCAACUGCUGCAUCUUUGGCUUAUGGUUUUGAGAAGAAGAGUAAUGAGACUAUAUUGGUGUUUGACCUUGGUGGUGGUACUUUUGAUGUUUCAGUCCUUGAGGUUGGUGAUGGAGUAUUUGAAGUACUUUCAACAUCCGGAGAUACUCAUUUGGGUGGUGAUGAUUUUGAUAAGAAAAUAGUUGAUUGGCUAGCUGCAAGCUUCAAACGAGAUGAAGGUAUUGACCUAUUAAAGGACAAGCAAGCGCUACAAAGAUUAACUGAGACAGCUGAGAAAGCCAAGAUGGAGUUGUCAUCAUUGACGCAGGCAGGAAUCAGCUUGCCAUUUAUUACUGCUACUGCCGAUGGACCUAAACACAUUGAGACCACCUUGACAAGGGCAAAAUUUGAGGAACUGUGUUCAGAUCUUUUAGACAGGUUGAAAACACCAGUUGAGAACUCCCUCAGAGAUGCCAAACUCUCCUAUAGUGAUUUAGAUGAAGUGAUUCUUGUUGGAGGUUCAACACGUAUCCCAGCUGUUCAAGAGUUAGUCAAGAAGUUGACUGGGAAGGACCCUAAUGUCACUGUGAAUCCCGAUGAAGUUGUUGCUUUGGGGGCUGCAGUACAGGCCGGUGUCCUUGCUGGAGAUGUGAGCGACAUUGUUCUUUUGGAUGUGACACCCUUAUCAUUGGGUCUGGAAACCCUUGGUGGUGUGAUGACCAAAAUUAUCCCCAGAAACACAACCUUGCCCACAUCCAAGUCGGAAGUCUUCUCAACUGCUGCAGAUGGACAGACGAGUGUUGAGAUUAAUGUUCUUCAAGGAGAACGUGAGUUCGUAAGGGAUAACAAAUCCCUUGGUAGCUUCCGUUUGGAUGGUAUUCCACCAGCUCCUCGAGGUGUUCCUCAAAUUGAAGUCAAAUUUGACAUCGAUGCCAAUGGGAUUCUUUCCGUUGCUGCCGUGGACAAGGGAACAGGAAAGAAGCAAGACAUCACAAUUACCGGUGCUAGUACGCUACCUAGUGAUGAGGUGGAGAAAAUGGUUAGUGAGGCAGAGAAAUUUGCGAAGGAGGACAAGGAAAAGAGAGACGCAAUCGACACAAAGAACCAGGCGGAUUCUGUUGUCUACCAGACAGAGAAGCAAUUGAAGGAGCUCGGAGACAAAGUUCCAGCCCCCGUUAAAGAAAAAGUAGAAGCUAAAUUGGGAGAACUCAAGGAUGCCAUUUCUGGUGGUGAGACUCAAGCAAUAAAAGAUGCCAUGGCUGCAUUGAACCAGGAAGUAAUGCAACUUGGCCAGUCCCUAUACAACCAGCCUGGUGCAGGAGGUGCACCAGGUGGUGCAGGGCCAACUCCUGGAGGCGAGUCUGGCCCCUCUGCAGAUUCAAGUAACAAGGGACCUGACGGAGAUGUUAUUGACGCUGACUUUACCGACAGCAAGUGAAAAGGAGGUUGAUUCUGCUAAAUUUAAAGAUGUGGAAAACGGCGGUUUACAAGAUUUUUUAGGCAGGAAAAUCAUGUUUGUUCCUUGCUCUACCAUAAACUUUUAGGAAAAAUGUAGAUGGCAAGGCUCCUUAACGUUUUUGGCGUAAUUUUGUUGCAUAUUUUGAAAGCUUAUAGAAUCUGGAUUUUUUUUUUAUGUAAUUAGAAUAUGAGAUUAAUAAUUAAUAACUAGAGGUGAUUGACGA
Molecule: messenger RNA, 2639 nt
Organism: Amaranthus tricolor (Joseph's coat)
Lineage: Eukaryota; Viridiplantae; Streptophyta; Magnoliopsida; Caryophyllales; Amaranthaceae
Product: stromal 70 kDa heat shock-related protein, chloroplastic
Exons: 9
Coding region: 260-2395 (711 amino acids)
Biological process (GO): protein refolding; cellular response to unfolded protein
Cellular component (GO): chloroplast; cytoplasm
Molecular function (GO): ATP-dependent protein folding chaperone; ATP hydrolysis activity; misfolded protein binding
Source: RefSeq, a predicted model, not a curated record